CUGAGCCCGGCGCUGUGCUGCUCCGUGCUGCUGCCUGCAGCCGAUGCUGAGAUGGGGAAACUGCAGAGUAAGAUCAGUUUGCACACAGCCACGUACAGGGCUGACGGCUCCAUGGGGAGGCCAGGAUGCAGUGGGGCAGUGGAGCUGCACAGCCCUGUGCACAGCGAUGCCGUCACCUGCGUGGCUGCUGUCCGACCAGAGCUGUGUGUGUCGGGAGGAAAGGACAAGAGUGUGGCUGUCUGUAACUGGAGGUCUGGAGCUGUGCUGGGGCGCUUCGUCAGCCACGAGCACGAGGUCACCAAGGUCACCUGCACCCACGAUUCCAGCAGAGUCUUCAGCGCCUCCCGGGACAGAACAGUGAUGAUGUGGGAGCUCCGUGGGACCUCGGGGCCAAGGCAGCGCUUCCCAGGGCAUGACCUGGUUGUUACUGGUCUGGCUGUGAGCCCAGAUGCAUCUCAGCUGUGCACAGGUUCACGAGACAACACCAUUCGCAAAUGGGACGUGGAGACUGGACAGUGUCUGUGCAGAGCUGCUCUCUCCAGGAACCUGGUAACACAUCUGUGCUGGGUCCCUGGGGAGCCCUAUGUCAUCCAGACGUCAGAGGAUAAAACCAUCAGGAUGUGGGACAGCCGGGAGCUGCAGGUGGCUCACACGUUCCCAGGCAAGAGGCACAUCCAGACGAGCUGCGAUGUGAGCCAGGACGGGCGGUACUGCGUCAGCAGCAGCAGCGGCUUCGCUGGGGAGGGCUGCGAAGCAACACUGUGGGACCUACGGCAGACCAGGAGCAGAGUGUGUGAGUACAGAGGGCAUCUGCAAACCAUGGCCUCAUGUGUCUUCCUCCCACGAGAUCCUGCUCUCACCCCCUGCAUUGCCACGUCCUCACACGACAGCAAAGUGAAGGUCUGGGACCGGGACACUGGAGCCUGCCUGGCCACCACAUGUCUUGAGGGAGCCGGACCGCUGUCCUCGCUGGCUGCCUGUGAUGGCUCCACGCUGCUCUGUGCCAGCUUCCACUCAGGGAUCCACGUGCUGCAGCUGAGACACCUCGAGGAGCUGGAGCUGGAGGAGGUGGCAACACUUUGACCGUAGGAUCCUUCCCAGCAGACUGCCCAUGGGGAUCUGAUCCCCAAAGUCCACUGACAGCAGGCAAUGGGUGACCUCGUGCCUGCAGGGCAGUGAUGCAGAUGAUGGUGCACAGGGGGCGCUCACUAUUUGCUUGUGGGUGGUGGGAAGCAGUUAGAGCUGGCUAGAAGAGAAGCUGAACCAGUGAUGCACUCAGGCCAAAUUCUCACUCCGGAAAGAGUACUGUGGGCUUGAGUCAUAAAACCCCCACAAAACCUGGCUACAAAGGGGUUUAAUUGCUGUGUUCUCUUGUGUAAGCCUAAAUAUCCAGCUAUGUGUGCUCAAGUUCAA
Molecule: messenger RNA, 1413 nt
Organism: Coturnix japonica (Japanese quail)
Lineage: Eukaryota; Metazoa; Chordata; Aves; Galliformes; Phasianidae
Gene: WDR31
Product: WD repeat domain 31
Molecular function (GO): protein binding
Source: RefSeq, a predicted model, not a curated record